UUACCUACUGUGAUGUGAAUUCCGAGCUUGUGUUGAGUGAGGUUAUGUUAUUGUUUUGUGAUCAUAUUCAAUUAAAACAGCCCCUUUAUUAAUAUUACGCUGUAUUACUUACAUGGAAAGGAAGUUAUCUGCAUAAAAUGUCUACUCGAGAAAUAUUAACUCUACAAUUUGGCCACUAUUCCAAUUAUAUUGGUGCCCACUUUUGGAACAUACAAGAGUUGAGUUUUGACUAUACUGGCACAGCUAAAACUGAAUGUAAUCACGAUAUACUGUACAGGGAAGGUCAAAAUUUAAAAAGCGAAGUUACAUACACGCCCAGAUUACUGUUAGCUGAUUUGAAGGGCUCAUUGAGGACCCUGCCAGCUAGUGGAGGCCUGCCGGAAGAAACAGCUGCACCUGAUGACGUCACGUGGGAACAAGUUGAAACAAUACAAGAGCCUAAACCCCCGAAAAAUGAAUACUUACAGGACCUUGAAUCGGAAACUCCAGCUGACCCUAAAGACUACAAUCUAGAUGAGGAUGUCAAGUCAUGGUCAGAUUACUUAUACCCAAGAUUUCAUUCCCGCACUGUUAAUAUUGUCAAGGAAUACCAUGAAAGUGAAAAUCAAUCAUUUGAUAUCUACAAUUCUGGUCGCUCAUUAUGGAAAUCAGAUUUUGGGGAAAGCUUCAGUGAUAAGAUCAGGAAAUAUGUUGAAGAGUGUGAUAGCAUGCAGGGAUUCCAAGUGAACUUAGACAGCACAGAUGCUUUUGCAGGCCUGGCCCUCGGCUGUGUGGAAUAUAUUGCAGAUGAAUAUUCAAAAACUAUAUUAGCACAUCCUACAAUCCCUUCCUACUUCACAGACAAUAACCCUACAUCUCCAGAAGAAAGGGAAAAAUCUACUGUAAAGGAUUCUGUUAGACUUGUCAAUAUUGCACUUUCAAUGGAAGAGCUUUCACAGUAUGCUAAUAUGUUUGUUCCUCUUUCUACUGGUGAAAAAGGAUGGCGAAAACCAGGGAACCCUCGAUCCUUUGAAUAUGUCAAGUACAAACCAGAUCUCUACUACCAUUCAUCAGCAUUGUUGGCUUCAGCUCUUGACACUCUCAGUCUAAAGUAUAGGUUUAAAAACGCAGCAUACACAUUGUCAGACCUUUGUGCUGAUAUGACCGGUUAUGGAAGGAAAAUGGUGGCAGCAUCUUUAGGAAUACCUUUUGCAAUGCAGGAAUCUAAAUAUUUGAUUGAGCAUCUAAAUGAAGUAACUAAGCCUAUUUACACCUGCAUUACACCAAGCUGUAAAAUUGCUACUGACAAAAUAUUUCAGCUUAUAACAGUCCGUGGCAUACCAGAAAACUUCUUGAAAGCAACAGAUCAGAAAACAAAGCAAGCUAAAGAACAAAUGGGUCUGGCUGCAUAUCGGUGUAACAGUCGGAAAGAGAUGUUUGAAUUAUAUUUCCAGGCAAAUAACUUCUUAUCUGCCACUAACGUCACUAUUGCUGAAAAGCCUUUAGAACUGAAGGGGCCAUUCCCGAGAAUAUUUUCGGACUCACUGGACAAGUAUGGAUUUGUUAAGGAAGAUGCAAACAGUGAGAAAGCAGAAAGUGUUCCAGUAGUGAGUGGAUAUCACAAUGGCAACUUCAUGGCGGACAUGAUAGAGAAACUGCACAGGGAGGUCAGCAGGAUCAAGUUCUCCAAACUUCACAGGUUCAGGGAGGAGGGAUUGGAAGAGGCAGAAUUGAAGGAAAGCUUAGACAGACUAGCAGAAUUUAAAGAUAACUAUGAAGAUGACUUUGAUUUAUAAUACUUCUGUGAUCUAACUAAAAUAAAUGAAGUACUUAAAAUA
Plutella xylostella (diamondback moth) is the source of this 1817-nucleotide messenger RNA. It is a transcript of the gene mst, whose product is annotated as misato mitochondrial distribution and morphology regulator. Gene Ontology annotation, cellular component: cytoplasm; mitochondrion. Gene Ontology annotation, biological process: mitochondrion organization. Lineage: Eukaryota; Metazoa; Arthropoda; Insecta; Lepidoptera; Plutellidae. The record is from RefSeq and is a predicted model, not a curated record.